Molecule: messenger RNA, 1350 nt
Organism: Cooperia oncophora
Lineage: Eukaryota; Metazoa; Nematoda; Chromadorea; Rhabditida; Trichostrongylidae
Source: the annotation of a GenBank genome assembly
AUGGCUCACACCGGAGCUAGUGAAUUCAUAUCCGGAAGUAGCGUGACUGCUACAGAGAUUCGCGACAUUCGCGAACGGGAAAAGAGAGAAAUGCGAGGUCUCAAUGACAGAUUGGCGGCAUACAUUGAACAAGUUCGAUUCCUUGAAGCUCAAAAUCGUAAGCUCAGCCAUGAUCUGGAAAGAUUGACAAAAGGCAAGCACGCUCCAGGAAUCCGUAUGAUGUACGAGAAGGAAAUUUCGCAAUCUCAAUCCAUUAUCGCCGACGCCAAGAAGGAUUACGCUAAUCUAGAGAAAGAAGUGCGUGGCCUUACUGCCGACCUCACAGAUAUACGAUCUAGAUACGACGCUGCCGUGAAAGCCCGUAAUUUGGGUGAUGAGGACGAUCUCAUUGUUAAGCUGUGUGAUCUUCAGGCUCAGAUUUGCAUGACUAAACGUCGUAAUGCCGUUAUUGAAGAGGAAUGCAAACGUAUUCGUAGCGAGAAUCUCAAGCUGAACUCUGACCUUGCUUCUCAGCGCCAGGCCACAUCGAAAUUCCGAAGCGAAAUGGAAUCGUGGUACAGUAAGCAGGUGAUUGAGAUUCGCACUGGUGCCCGUCAUGCAGCUGACGCUGCGAGCAUCAAGGAGAAGGUGAAGACCCUCCGUACUGAACUCACUGAAAUGCGAACCAAGCUGGCCAAUUUGGAAGGACGUGUAAGUGCAUCAAAUUUAAUUGAAGCUCAUCCAAGACCUUACUAUCAAAUCGAGGAUGAGAAUCGUGUCUCGAUGGCCCACCUCAGCGAGAAAGAUGAUGAGAUCCGAGCCGUUCGAGAGCAAUGUCAAGCCAUUACCGUUGAACUUGAAAAACUCAUUGUUGAAAAAGUUAAUCUCGAUGCCGAGAUUAGCAAGUACCGUCAAUUAUUGGAAGGAGAAGAGAACAGAACACAUGGGCGAGUCAUCUCUACAGCUAGUCAUUCAUUUGAGCCUACAACACAGACUAAUGUGCAUGUUCGUUCGAGUGCCAUGCGUCACGUGUCCGGUACAAGCCGUUUCGAUAGCCAGCGAUCUGCCCAAGGAAAUGUUUCCAUCUCUGAAGUGGCAUCUAAUGGAUCAUUUGUCACCAUCGAAAACACGUCCGUAUCUCAUGACGAAAUGAUUGGGGAUUGGGAGCUUCGCAGCACGGGUUCUAAUCGUGUUGUAAAAUUCACGUUCCCGAAAGAUUUCAGGUUGACUCCGAAAUCGAAAGUAACGAUUUACGCCCGCGGCAGAGGAAUUCAUGCGCCACCCCAUUCAUUGGUACUCGAAACUGAAGAAUCUUUCGCUACCGGUGGUGAUGUACGCACCUGUCUUUACAAUGAGCAGAAUCAGGUAUGA